Strongyloides ratti is the source of this 1113-nucleotide messenger RNA. Its product is annotated as WD40 repeat and WD40/YVTN repeat-like-containing domain and WD40-repeat-containing domain-containing protein. The coding region runs from base 1 to 1113 and encodes 370 amino acids. The transcript has a single exon. NCBI's taxonomy places the organism in Eukaryota, Metazoa, Nematoda, Chromadorea, Rhabditida, Strongyloididae. The record is from RefSeq and is a predicted model, not a curated record. Gene Ontology annotation, cellular component: Set1C/COMPASS complex. Gene Ontology annotation, molecular function: chromatin binding; protein binding.
AUGACUAGUAGUAUAGAUGGAACUAUAAAAUUAUGGGAUAAUAGAGUUCCAAAUUCAUGUAGUACUAUAAGCGGAUUCGCAAAUCCUAAGAUAUCAUAUGACGCAACAGGAAAUUAUAUUGGUGUUGUUGAUGAAACAUAUGUCGUAAAGUUUUUUGAUAUCAGAACCUAUAAUCGUGGAACAUUAAAAACAUUUUUUAUUAAUGAUGAAAUUUUAAGUAAAAAUAAUUAUAUUAGAGACAUUAAAUUUUCACCAAAUGGUAAAAUAUUUAUAUUACCAACAAGUGGAUGUUCAUUUUCAUCGUAUGAUGUUAUAACUGGAGAAAAAAUAAUAAGUUAUGAAAAUAUAAAUAAUUGGGGAUAUUCAAAUUAUCCUGUUGAAUUUUCUCCAUGUGGUUCUGUAUUAUUUGUCUCAUGUGAUAAUGAGGUAAAUAUUUAUAAUGUAAAUAGUGGAUUUUUACACAAAACGUUAAUUUCGCAACAUCGUCGUAAUAUUUCGCAAAUGAAAUUUUUUAAUAACGCAAUGAUGUUGGCAACUAGUGGAGAUGGUGUUUCAUUAUGGACACCUGAUUACGCAAAAAUUGAAAAGUUUAAAAGUGAGGAAAGAAAAAGAGAUGAAAUAAAAUAUAAUAAUUUUGUAAAUCAUCUAAAGGAGAGCGCAAAAAAAAGAGAUAAAUCAAAGAUUGGAAAUAUAAAUGGAAUUUAUAAUAUGUUUGAACCUUUAUAUAUAAACACUGAAAAAGCCUAUCAAUCUAUAGAAUAUUUUUACAAUAAUAACGAAACAAAUAUUCAAAUAAAGGAAGAGGUAGAGGAAGAAGAAGAAGUAACAACUUUUAAUGAAAAAGGAAAUGAAGUUUGUAAUGAAGAUGAUAUAAAUGAAAUUAAAAAUAUUCAAAAUAAUAUGAAUAUAGAAGAAGAACAGAAAAAUAGAAGCAGAAAAAUCAAAAAAGUAAUUCGCAAAAUUAAGGUUAAAAAGGAAGAACAAAAAAUAUUUGAAGAUGUUGAUAUGGUAUCUGAUGAUGAAGAAGAAGAAUUUGAGGAAGUUGAAUGUGAAGAGGAAGUAGAUGAGUAUGAAUGUAUGGAAGAAAAUAAUUCAAUUACGGUAAUAAGUUAA